Molecule: messenger RNA, 1053 nt
Organism: Olea europaea var. sylvestris
Lineage: Eukaryota; Viridiplantae; Streptophyta; Magnoliopsida; Lamiales; Oleaceae
Exons: 1
Coding region: 1-1053 (350 amino acids)
Source: RefSeq, a predicted model, not a curated record
AUGGAGAUCAAGGAUAUGAAGGAACUGAAAUGGCCUGUUAGAAUGAGGUCACCACCCGAAUCUAAGGACAUGAACAAGUACUGUGAGUUCCAUCGGGAUCAUGGGCAUACCACGGAGAACUGUAAGGCCCUGCAACGAGAGAUUGAAGCCCUUAUCAAAAGAGGACUCUUGAGCUCCUACGUCGGUAAUGACAAGCGCCCAAGGAAUGAUCGUGGCAGGGAAAAAGACCCUGAGCCAAAAAGGGAUGGUCAACCCACUGCUGGAACUAUCAAUAUCAUCAUUGGAGAUAUUGCCUCGGGAGGAGACUCCAACAAUGGAAGAAAACAGUAUGCCCGACGAUAUGCCUUGGCCUCUGGGAUGCCUCAUGGAAAGCUGGAGGAUAGCACUUUUGGGACCAGAGACUUAGAAGGCGUAUCAUUCCCACAUGAUGACGCCUUGGUAAUCUCAGCGAUUUUGGCCAAUUUUGAAGUAAAGAGGAUCUUGGUUGACAACGGGAGUGCGGCCAAUAUACUUUCACAAGAAGCUUUUGCUAAAAUGGGAAUCUCAUCUCAGCAGCUCAAAGCGGUUAAAACUCCUCUCCAGGGGUUUGGGGGAGGAGUCAUCACUCCAGAGGGUGUCGUCGAGCUCCCUCUAACUUUGGGUUCUGGCCAGAAACAGGUUACGGAGAUGACAUCCUUCCAAGUGGUACGUGUCUCAAUGGCCUAUAAUGCUAUUCUGGGGAGACCACUCCUGAACAAAAUUAAAGCCAUUGUGUCUACCUUCCACCUGGCCCUGAAGUUUCCAACAAGUAAUGGCGUUGGGGUCGUCCGUGGAGACCAGACAGCUGCCAGACAAUGCUAUGUUGCCAGCGUUCGGGAAAUAAAUAACGACGUCAUGCAAAUCUCGAGGAUUGAUCCCGAGGACGGGCAACAAGUCAGACUUGCCCCUGUCGAAGAAUUGAUGGAAAUUGAGCUCGAGCAUGAUAAGAAGGUGACUAUUGGUCGGGAUCUUGACGUCGCCCUAAAGACAGAACUUGUUGGUUGCUUAUCUCGCAACAUUGACGUUUUUGCCUGA